Brienomyrus brachyistius is the source of this 2414-nucleotide messenger RNA. It is a transcript of the gene foxi2, whose product is annotated as forkhead box I2. Gene Ontology annotation, molecular function: RNA polymerase II cis-regulatory region sequence-specific DNA binding; DNA-binding transcription factor activity, RNA polymerase II-specific. The coding region runs from base 465 to 1607 and encodes 380 amino acids. Lineage: Eukaryota; Metazoa; Chordata; Actinopteri; Osteoglossiformes; Mormyridae. The record is from RefSeq and is a predicted model, not a curated record. The transcript has 2 exons. Gene Ontology annotation, biological process: cell differentiation; regulation of transcription by RNA polymerase II; anatomical structure morphogenesis.
UCUUCAUGUUAUUAAUUUAUUCGUUUGUUUUUGGAGAUGAACAUCGCCUUUGUUGUAUUAGCAUAAUUAUACAGAGUUCUGACUAUCAGGUUGUUCGUCUGGAACUAAUCCUCAUCUGAUUGCUUUAUUUCUUAUAUCAUAACUUAGGUAGACAUAGACUGACUUUUUAAAGCUAUACUUCACCUCUCUUUUGGUGUCUAAAUAUGAAUGAACUGCCCUUUACCGUCGUAUUGCACUGCGACCAUGAACACACCCCUGCAAUACGCACAGUCCUCCCAUUGGUGGGCGCUGUACGUUCCCCUGUAGCCCCCGCACACCGCCGUACGCAGAGGUGGGGGGUAUAAAGUUAGGACUCAGCCUGGGAUACAUGCCACUUGUUGCUGCUGCUGCUGCACAUGAGAGCGCCGAAUUCACGGCUUUGAAACCCCUUGUGUCGCGUUAUAACGGGGUUGCACGUGGAGAUUAUGAACUCGAUUGAUCUGCAAGCUCACCACACGUCUCCAACAAUCAGCCCGCUCCAAAGUCAUCCAAAAAGUGCACAAGAAGCCUCGGACAUGGCCGUGUAUUGUGACAAUUUCAGCAUGUACCACCAGCAGAGCAUUCACAGCACACAGAGGCCGAGCGGCUACGGACUGGGGGAUUACGCGCCCUCUUCCAGUCCUUACCUGUGGUUAAACGGGCCAGGUAUGAACUCCUCCGCCUCCUACCUUCACGGAAACAAUCCAGCCUCCUUCAUGCCUCCAUCCUACGGAUCUCAGCGGCAGUUCUUACCCAGUGCUUCAGGAUUCACGGGCUCGGAUCUUGGCUGGUUGUCCAUAGCGAGCCAAGAGGAAUUGCUUAAAUUAGUACGUCCUCCUUAUUCCUACUCGGCCUUAAUCGCUAUGGCCAUCCAGAAUACUCCUGAAAAGAAACUGACUCUUAGUCAAAUUUAUCAGUAUGUUGCGGAUAAUUUUCCGUUUUACAAGAAGAGCAAAGCUGGCUGGCAGAACUCCAUCCGCCACAAUCUGUCUUUGAAUGAUUGUUUCAAGAAGGUUCCCAGAGACGAGGACGAUCCAGGAAAGGGGAAUUACUGGACAUUAGAUCCUAACUGUGAGAAGAUGUUUGACAAUGGAAACUUCCGUAGAAAGAGGAAAAGAAGGUCGGAGUCCACCAGUGGAAUCACCGGUAAUGCUAAAGUGGAAGAUGUCCGGCCCAUUCCGGGUGUCAAGGCUUCAGAGAGCCCUGCUGUCAUGGAUCCGUCUUCUCCUGGGAUGGAUACCACUAUGGACGGCCAGAAAAGCGCCUCGCCCACAGCUCUUCCGUCUCCACCCUGCUUUAAUAACUUCUUCAGCAGUAUGUCCACCCUGAGCAGUGGCCCCAGCGGCAGACAAGGAGCUCUGGGGCUGGUGAACGAGCUUUCCAGUAGGAACAUUACAGGUCUGAGCCCCUAUCAUACCAAUUCGUCUCAAGACAGCGGUGGUCUCGACCUCCCGGACAGUCUUCACCUAAACCGCGGUGUCUAUUACAACUCAUUCAGCGGGGGACAGAAUGGACAGUUCAACAACCAUUUUUAUAACAGUUUCAGCGUGAACAGUUUAAUCUAUCCUAGAGAUGGGGCGGAAAUGUAGAGGUAUUUGUGCCCGGAGCAUUACAAAAGCACCCAGUUUGGACCCUGGAAGUUAAAGACUUUCAGUAGGACUCCCAAAAUGUAGGAGACCGCAGAGCGGUCUACAAGUCCCACAGGGCUGUAUAUAAAAAUCGACUAUUCACGGCAGGUUUUUACCAAAUAGCCAAUUUGCCAUAACAAAAUAAAUGACUGUGUCCUACUGCGAUUAAUAACUUAAAACCGAAUUAAUAAGUAAAUUAAGUAAUAAUUGACUAAGAAUAUUGCAGUAAAAAAACCGGAUAGUAUUUAGUUGCUCUCAGAUGGGUCUUGCAUGAAAUAGGCAUAUGAUGGGAAUUAGCCGCUUAUUGAAAACUGCCUGUUUAACCGCUAAACUGUUAUUAUCUGCAUCUGGUGUUAAAUAAUAUGGCCUUUUUCUUGCUGAGGAAUAUGUUUUAAAGACGCUCGAGCUUUGUAAUUUAAGUGUAUGUCUUUUCUGCAAAUUAAACUCUUAUAUUUAUGCUAUUUAUAAUAAUAGUGUACAACAAGAAAUAUGAGAUUUUAAAAUAUUUAAAAUACCGAAAUAGUGUGAUAUUGAGCUGUAGACCAGACUGUAAUAACAUUUCAGCCCAGUAAAUGUUGUUACUAUAGGCCUAUUACAUAUUGUACGCUACGACUGACAGCUGAUCUAUGAAGUGCACAAACCGUUUUGCCGUGAAAAAAUGGAAAAAUGUGUCUGUCAGACACGGUUCUAAACAUUAUUGUUUAUUUAAACCAGUAUGUUUUUCCAUCUUAAAAUGAAACGCGGUGUGAAUUAGCCCAGCAUCUGUGU